AUGGGCUUUGCAAUUUUCCGAACGUCCGGACCUGCCCUAUGGUCCCCGAACACAGCAGCGGCUGGAUGCCACCCUGUGUAUGGGAUGGACGAUGUCCUUGUAAUCCUGAAGACGGGAGCCACCGUGGCCCUGGACAAGGUCCCUAUGCAUGUUCAAACCACCCUUCGAUGCGUCCCCCACUAUGCGGUAUUUUCGGACUUCGAGGAAGAUAUUCAAGAUGUACACACACUCGACGUCCUACGCAGCGUGAGCAACCAUACAAAAGGCCGCAGUCCUGAUUUUGGCCUCUACAACCGGCUGCACGCCCUCGGACGCCUGGGACUUCUAGCGGAAGACUGGAACGACGACGACAACGGCCCAUUUGGAAAACCGGGGAACCCCAGCUGGAAGCUCGACAAAUGGAAGUUCGUCCCCAUGUUGGACGAAGCGCUGCGCAUCCGACCCGAUGCUCGAUGGUAUGUAUUCAUCGAGGCCGAUUCGUACAUCAUCUGGCCAAACCUGAUGGCGUGGCUGUCCGGACUCAAUCACACGCAUCCGCAGUACCUUGGGGCGCCCAUGCAGAGCGGCGAAGUCUUUUUCGCCUACGGGGGCUCGGGCAUCGUGUUGUCCAACCCGGCCGUCCGACGAGUCUCCAAAUACCGCGCUGAGAACCCCGUAGAGCUGGAGGAGCUUACAGCCCGUCAUUGGGCUGGAGAUUGCGUACUGGGAGAAGUCAUCCAAGCGGUCCACAUCCCGUUCAUCUGGUCAUGGCCUAUGCUCCAAGGUGCUCGGGUAUGGGAAGCUGAUCUUUUCACCGAGCGAUAUGGUCGAAAGCCUUGGUGCUAUCCCGCUGUCUCUUACCACCACAUGUCGCAGGAGGACAUCCAGAAUAUGUGGGAUUUUGAGAGACAAUGGUUCGCUACGAACCAAGAUAGCAAGUUGCCGCUCUUGCACAAAGACACAGAUUGGGACAAUCUCUCAGCUGACAACGCUGACGACUCGAACGACAACAACGCAAUUACGACGUAUGGAGAUUGUGCACAGCAGUGUGCCCGUAACGCUGGGUGUCUACAGUUUUCGUUUGGAGAUGCUGCGUGUUUCACCUCCAGCACAGUCAUAUGGGGCACAGAACGACCGGGCUACCGUUCCGGAUGGAUGGAUUCGCACAUCCAAGCCACCUUGGAGCACCUCGACUGUCCCGAAGCAAACUAUAUUAUCGAGUGA
This is a messenger RNA of Aspergillus steynii IBT 23096, 1203 nucleotides long. RefSeq lists its product as uncharacterized. NCBI's taxonomy places the organism in Eukaryota, Fungi, Ascomycota, Eurotiomycetes, Eurotiales, Aspergillaceae. The record is from RefSeq and is a predicted model, not a curated record. Gene Ontology annotation, molecular function: glycosyltransferase activity. Gene Ontology annotation, cellular component: membrane. Bases 1 to 1203 code for a protein of 400 amino acids. The transcript is spliced from 4 exons.